Molecule: messenger RNA, 3711 nt
Organism: Hansenula anomala
Lineage: Eukaryota; Fungi; Ascomycota; Saccharomycetes; Phaffomycetales; Wickerhamomycetaceae
Gene: DRS2
Product: aminophospholipid-translocating P4-type ATPase DRS2
Exons: 1
Coding region: 1-3711 (1236 amino acids)
Biological process (GO): intracellular protein transport; post-Golgi vesicle-mediated transport; endocytic recycling
Cellular component (GO): plasma membrane
Molecular function (GO): magnesium ion binding; ATP binding; ATPase-coupled intramembrane lipid carrier activity
Source: RefSeq, a predicted model, not a curated record
AUGAAUUUGGAUGACCCAUUCAAUGAUAAAUACAUCGAACAGGAUCUUGAUGAUAGUAAUGACCCUUUCAGAGACCCAGGCUCUUCUUCCAAUAAUAGACCUACUGGUUUAUUUUCCAAUGUUAGACAGAAAUUAGGGCUGGGAAAUGAAUAUCAAGAUGUUGGAAUCCCAUUAACAGACUAUCCAAGCCAUGAUGAUCCUUUUAGAGACCCAACUUCAACACAAAGAGACGAUAGACCUCCUCCAGACAGAGACUUGAAUGAGGAUGAAAGAAACAUGUUUGAUAUUCGUCGUCUUUAUGACAAGAUACGUGGCCGUAAACGUUCAAUAAAUGUUGAUAAAGGCCCAAGAAUAAUUCAUUUGAAUGAUAAAACUUCAAAUGCUGCAUUCGGUUAUGGUGAUAACCAUGUCUCCACAACAAAAUAUAAUUUUGCAACUUUCUUGCCAAAAUUUUUGUUUCAAGAAUUCUCCAAAUAUGCAAAUUUAUUCUUUUUAUUCACUUCAGUUAUUCAACAAGUCCCCAAUGUUUCACCAACUAAUAGAUACACUACAAUUGGUACAUUGAUGGUGGUCUUAUUAGUCUCUGCAUUGAAAGAAAUACUGGAAGAUUUGAAAAGAGCCAAUUCUGAUAAAGAACUAAAUUCAUCAAAAGUUGAAGUCCUAUCUCCAGAUCACGGUGAAUUCAUCACUAAGAAAUGGAUUAAUGUUGCUGUAGGUGACAUUGUUAGUGUGAAAUCUGAGGAAGCUAUUCCAGCUGAUUUAAUAUUGUUAACAUCUUCAGAACCUGAAGGUUUAUGUUACAUUGAGACUGCUAAUUUAGAUGGUGAAACCAAUUUGAAAAUUAAACAAGCUAGAGAGGAAACAUGUCAUUUAGUCUCUCCAACAGAUCUGAUAGCUAUGAGAGGUAAAAUUUUGUCAGAACAACCAAACUCAAGUCUUUAUACCUAUGAAGGUAAUUUGAACCUAUACAACAAAGAAUAUCCAUUAUCUCCAGAGCAAAUGAUUUUAAGAGGUGCUACUUUAAGAAAUACAGCUUGGAUUCAUGGUAUUGUUGUCUUUACUGGUCAUGAAACAAAAUUAAUGCGUAAUGCAACUGCUACUCCAAUCAAGAGAACAGCUGUGGAGAGAAUUAUUAAUUUACAAAUUGUUGCAUUAUUUGGUAUGUUGAUUGUGUUGGCAUUGAUUUCAUCAAUUGGUAAUGUCAUUCAAAUUACUGCUGAUGCUAAACAUUUGAAAUAUUUAUAUUUGGAAGGUCAUAGUAAAGCUGGAUUGUUUUUCAAAGAUUUGUUGACUUAUUGGAUUUUAUUUUCUAAUUUGGUUCCUAUUUCGUUAUUCGUUACAGUGGAAGUUAUCAAAUAUUAUCAAGCAUAUAUGAUUGCAUCUGAUCUAGACAUGUAUCAUGCUGAAACUGAUACACCAACAGUUGUGAGAACUUCAAGUUUGGUUGAAGAACUGGGUCAAAUUGAAUAUAUUUUCAGUGAUAAGACCGGUACUUUGACUAGAAACAUUAUGGAAUUCAAAUCUUGUUCAAUUGCAGGUCAUUGUUAUAUUGAUGAUAUACCCGAAGAUAAACAUGCUAAAAUAAUAGAUGGUGUCGAAAUUGGAUUCCAUGACUUUAAAAAAUUACAAGACAAUUUAGCAACAGGUGAAGAUGCUAUGAUCAUUGAUGAAUUCUUACUUCUUUUAGCCGCAUGUCAUACUGUUAUUCCUGAAGUUCAAAGUGAUGGAUCAAUUAAAUAUCAAGCAGCUUCACCAGAUGAAGGUGCUUUAGUCCAAGGUGGUGCUGAUUUGGGUUAUAAGUUUACUGUUCGUAAGCCAAAAUCAGUUGGUAUCGAGAUUCACGGUCAAUAUCAAGAAUAUGAACUAUUGCAUGUUUGUGAAUUCAACUCCACAAGAAAGAGAAUGUCUGCCAUCUUCAGAUUUCCAGAUGGUUCCAUCAAGUUAUUCUGUAAAGGUGCCGAUACUGUCAUCUUGGAAAGAUUGGGUGAAGAUAAUCCUUAUGUGAGCGCUACAACACGUCAAUUGGAAGAUUAUGCUGCUGAGGGUUUGAGAACCUUAUGUAUUGCUUCAAGAACUGUUCCAAAUGAUGAAUACGAAUCUUGGGUUAAGACCUAUGAAGCUGCAGCUACUGAUUUAAAUGAUAGAGCUCAAAAGUUGGAUGAUGCUGCUGAAUUAAUUGAAAAAGACUUAUUCUUGUUAGGUGCUACUGCUAUUGAAGAUAAAUUACAAGACGGUGUCCCAGAUACUAUCCAUACUUUACAAGAUGCAGGGAUCAAAAUUUGGGUGUUGACUGGUGAUCGUCAGGAAACUGCCAUCAAUAUUGGUAUGAGUUGUAAAUUAUUGAGUGAAGAUAUGAACUUGUUGAUUGUGAAUGAAGAUAGCGUGGAAGCAACAAGGGAGAAUUUGAUUUCAAAGUUGAGAGCUAUUAGAGAAUACAAAAUAUCUCAAAAUGAAAUAGAUACGCUAGCUUUGGUUAUUGAUGGUAAAUCUUUGAGUUAUGCACUUGAUGAAUGUGACGACCUAUUAUUGGAAUUAGGAUGCCUGUGUAAAGCUGUCAUUUGUUGCAGAGUUUCACCUUUGCAAAAGGCACUUGUUGUGAAGAUGGUUAAAAAGAAAAAGAAAGCUUUAUUAUUAGCAAUUGGUGAUGGUGCCAAUGAUGUUAGUAUGAUCCAAGCUGCUCAUGUUGGUGUUGGUAUCAGUGGUAUGGAAGGUAUGCAAGCUGCAAGAAGUGCCGAUUUUGCUAUUGGACAAUUCAAAUAUUUGAGAAAAUUGUUGUUGGUUCAUGGUGCUUGGAGUUAUCAAAGAAUCAGUCAAGCAAUUCUAUAUUCUUUCUAUAAAAAUAUUGCACUUUACAUGACCCAGUUUUGGUUUGUCUUUUUGAAUUGUUUUUCAGGUCAAUCAAUUAUGGAGUCAUGGACUUUGACAUUUUACAAUGUUUUCUUCACUGUGUUGCCACCUUUCGUUAUUGGUGUCUUUGAUCAAUUUGUUUCCGCAAGACUAUUAGAUCAAUACCCACAAUUAUAUCAACUAGGUCAAAAAGGUACUUUUUUCAACGUUACAAUCUUUUGGGGUUGGGUUGGUAAUGGAUUUUUCCAUUCCGCAGUUAUCUUUGUUGGUAGUAUUUUGUUUUAUAGAUUUGACAAUGCCUUACAUGGAGGUCAAACAGCUGAUCAUUGGACUUGGGGUACCGCAAUUUAUACAGCCUCUGUCUUGACAGUUUUAGGAAAGGCUGCAUUGAUAACAAACUCAUGGACGAAAUUCACACUAAUUGCCAUUCCAGGGUCGUUUGCAUUUUGGUUAGUCUUUUUCCCAGUUUAUUCAACAGUUGCCCCAUUGGUUAAUGUUUCUAAAGAAUAUGUUGGUGUCUUAGCACAUUUGUAUACAAGUGCAACAUUCUGGGCUAUGGUUUUUGUCUUGCCUGUUUUAUGUCUGUUGAGAGAUUUCGCUUGGAAGUAUUACAAGAGAAUGUAUUACCCAGAAAGUUAUCAUUAUGUUCAAGAAAUUCAAAAAUACAAUACUGCCAAUUAUAGACCAAGAAUUGAGCAGUUCCAGAAAGCUAUUAGAAAAGUUAGACAAGUUUCAAGAAUGAGAAAACAAAGAGGUUUUGCUUUCUCUCAAGACGAGGGUGGUCAAGAAAAAUUAAUCAGAAUGUACGAUACUACAAGAGCCAGAGGUCAAUAUGGUGAGAUGAGAGAUGCAGAACUAAGUUGA